UCUAUCUUUCUCCUCCGAAUCGCCAACAGAUAUCAUCAUAUUUCUCGGGUACGCAUCGGCGUGGUAAGCCCUCGCUUGAUUAAUUUCAUAGAGGAUGCUGUGGGGAGUAUGCAGGCGUUCUUUGAAUAGUUAAAUAGGUCUAUGUGUUGCAAGUUCGGGAUAUGCUCAAUCAGGACGGUGUUUGGAGGCAGCUCAUUCUCAAGAAGCAUGUGGGGAUUGGGCCAAACAGCUGGUUGGAUUCUCAUAAUUGUUCCAUGGAAACCAGGAGAACACCUCGCUGGCAGAAGCCUUUUUCUUUCACGAGCCUUUUCAUGCACGGUGAUUUUGGAGACAGCAGGGUACUUGGACUCUUUGAACUUUUCAAGGUCACAUUCGAAAGUCCUACUUCGUUUAUUUUAUCAGCCAUCGUAGCCUUAAUAUUAUAUCAAAGAAUAAGACAGGCAGAUAGAGAGUAAAUCAGGUUUUAGAGACUUUGUUUGGGCUUGGUUGUGGAGAUUGUUAGGGCAAUGUUUUCUAUUGUUGUCAUAGUGGC
Aspergillus ruber CBS 135680 is the source of this 532-nucleotide messenger RNA. RefSeq lists its product as uncharacterized. The coding region runs from base 162 to 455 and encodes 97 amino acids. The record is from RefSeq and is a predicted model, not a curated record. The transcript is spliced from 2 exons. Lineage: Eukaryota; Fungi; Ascomycota; Eurotiomycetes; Eurotiales; Aspergillaceae.